CCGACAUGUCGGACCCCAACUUGUGGACGGUGCUCUCCAACUUCACGCUGCCGCACCUGCGCGGCGGCAGCCGCCUGCGCCGCACGCAGAGCUGUAGAACAAGCAACAGGAAGAGUUUGAUGGGCAAUGGCCAGUCUCCAGCCCUGCCUCGACCUCAUUCACCUCUCUCGGCUCAUACAGGAAACAGUCCUCAAGAUAGCCCGAGAAACUUCUCUCCCAGUGCCUCAGCCCACUUCUCUUUUGCACGAAGGACUGAUGGUCGCCGCUGGUCUCUGGCUUCGCUCCCUUCUUCUGGCUAUGGUACAAAUACACCCAGCUCAACUGUGUCUUCAUCCUGUUCCUCUCAAGAGAAGCUACACCAGUUACCAUACCAGCCAACGCCAGAUGAACUACAUUUUUUAUCUAAACAUUUCUGUACCACUGAAAGCAUCGCCAGUGACAGCAGAUGCAGGACCACUCCACUGCGUCCUCGGUCCAGAAGCCUCAGCCCUGGACGUUCUCCUGCCUGCUGUGACAAUGAAAUAAUAAUGAUGAACCAUGUCUACAAAGAAAGGUUCCCAAAGGCCACAGCUCAGAUGGAAGAACGACUUCAGGAUAUCAUAACAAACCAUUCUCCAGAUAACGUCCUUCCCCUGGCAGACGGAGUGCUCAGUUUUACCCACCAUCAGAUCAUAGAACUGGCUCGAGACUGCUUGGAUAAAUCCCACCAGGGCCUCAUCACGUCACGAUACUUCCUUGAAUUACAGCAGAAAUUAGACAAAUUACUCCAGGAGGCUCAAGAGCGAUCAGAGAGUGGAGAACUGGCAUUUAUUAAGCAACUGGUUCGAAAGAUCCUGAUAGUUAUUGCUCGUCCUGCUCGCUUAUUGGAAUGUCUGGAAUUUGAUCCUGAGGAGUUUUACUAUCUUCUGGAAGCAGCUGAAGGCCAUGCUAAAGAGGGGCAAGGUAUUAAAACAGACAUUCCUCGAUACAUUAUUAGCCAGCUGGGCUUAAAUAAAGAUCCGCUGGAAGAAAUAGCUCAGCUAGCUAACUAUGACAAUGGAACAGCAGAGACUCCAGAAAUGGAUGAAUCCAUGAGUAGCUCUAAUACCUCACUGAAGCUGCGGAGAAAACCUCGGGAAAGCGAUUUUGAAACAAUUAAGCUGAUUAGUAAUGGAGCUUAUGGCGCUGUGUAUUUUGUGAGACAUAAGGAAACCAGACAAAGAUUUGCCAUGAAGAAAAUUAACAAGCAGAAUCUCAUCCUCCGAAACCAGAUCCAACAGGCUUUCGUUGAGCGGGAUAUCUUGACAUUUGCAGAAAAUCCAUUUGUUGUCAGCAUGUAUUGCUCCUUUGAAACGAGACGCCAUUUAUGUAUGGUCAUGGAAUAUGUAGAAGGUGGUGACUGUGCUACUUUGAUGAAGAAUAUGGGUCCCUUACCUGUGGACAUGGCAAGGAUGUACUUUGCAGAGACUGUUCUGGCCUUGGAAUACCUCCAUAAUUACGGAAUUGUGCACAGGGAUUUGAAACCAGACAAUUUGUUGGUAACGUCCAUGGGCCAUAUAAAGCUUACAGACUUUGGCCUCUCUAAGGUGGGGCUAAUGAGUUUGACUACCAAUCUGUAUGAGGGUCACAUUGAGAAGGAUGCCAGAGAAUUCCUUGACAAACAAGUCUGUGGUACACCUGAAUAUAUAGCUCCUGAAGUAAUCCUGAGGCAGGGUUAUGGAAAGCCAGUGGACUGGUGGGCUAUGGGAAUCAUCCUUUAUGAAUUUCUUGUUGGCUGCGUGCCAUUCUUUGGAGAUACACCAGAGGAGCUGUUUGGACAAGUAAUCAGUGAUGAAAUCAACUGGCCUGAAAAGGAUGAAGCGCCCCCUCCAGAUGCCCAGGAUCUGAUUACCCUGCUGCUCAGGCAAAACCCCUUGGAAAGACUGGGAACAGGUGGUGCCUAUGAAGUAAAGCAGCAUCAGUUCUUCCGCAGCCUGGACUGGAAUAGUCUGCUGAGGCAGAAAGCAGAAUUUAUUCCCCAGCUGGAGUCUGAGGAUGACACGAGUUAUUUUGACACUCGUUCGGAGAAAUACCAUCACAUGGAAACUGAGGAAGAAGAUGAUACAAAUGAUGAAGAUUUUAAUCUGGAAAUUAGACAGUUUUCCUCAUGUUCACACAGGUUUUCAAAAGUUUUUAGUAGCAUAGAUCGAGUUGCUCAAAUACAAGGUGAAGAAAAAGAAGAUGCAGGUGACAAAAUAAAAAGUGUAACAUUGCCUUCUGUGGAAUCUUUAAGCUGGAGUUCAGAAUAUUCUGAAAUCCAACAAAUAUCCACCUCCAUCUCCUCUGAUACUGAGAGCAGCCGUCAGCGCCACAGUUCUGGUUUGCUCCCCAAACUGGCCAUAUCGGCCGAGGGAGAACAGGAUGAUCCCACCUGCCUAGCAGGACCCCGGGAGGAGCAGGAAAAAGCUGCGUUUGUGAGUGAGGAAACGGUGCAAGAUGAGCCCGAGGUAACCACUCCAGCAAGCACUAUCAGCAGCUCCACGCUCUCAGUUGGCAGUUUUUCAGAGCACUUAGAUCAGAUAAAUGGAAGAAGUGAGAGUGUGGACAGUGCAGACAACUCCUCAAAGCCGCCCGGGGAGGUUGCUUCUCAUAUGGCUCGUCAGCGAUUGGAAAGCACAGAGAAAAAGAAGAUUUCUGGAAAAGUCACCAAGUCCCUUUCUGCAAGUGCUUUAUCCCUCAUGAUCCCAGGAGAAGUGUUUGGCAUUUCUCCGUUGGGAAGCCCUAUGUCUCCUCAUUCCUUGUCAUCGGAUCCUUCAUCCUCGCGAGAUUCCUCUCCUAGCCGUGAUUCCUCAAUUGCUGCUGCAAGUCCCCAUCAGCCCAUAGUGAUCCACAGCUCAGGCAAGAAGUACGGCUUUACCAUCCGAGCCAUCCGGGUUUACGUGGGCGAUAGCGACGUCUACACUGUGCAUCAUAUUGUUUGGAAUGUGGAAGAAGGAAGUGCAGCAUAUCAAGCAGGAUUAAAAGCUGGGGAUCUGAUUACUCAUAUCAACGGCGAGCCAGUACAUGGGCUUGUUCAUACAGAAGUCAUUGAGCUGUUAUUAAAGAGCGGUAACAAAGUGUCCAUUACUACGACCCCCUUUGAGAACACUUCGAUCAAGACAGGGCCUGCGAGGAGAAAUAGCUACAGGAGCCGAAUGGUGAGGCGCAGUAAGAAAACCAAGAAGAAAGAGAGUUUAGAGAGGAGGAGAUCUCUCUUUAAAAAGCUGGCCAAGCAGCCCUCUCCCCUGCUCCACACCAGCAGAAGUUUCUCCUGCCUGAACCGGUCGCUUUCAUCGGGAGAGAGCUUGCCAGGGUCUCCAACUCACAGUUUGUCUCCCAGGUCGCCUACCCCAAGCUAUCGCUCCACUCCUGAUUUCCCGUCUGGUACCAAUUCUUCCCAGAGCAGCUCGCCGAGUUCAAGUGCUCCCAACUCUCCAGCUGGCUCGGGACACAUCAGACCCAGCACCCUGCACGGCUUGGGCCCCAAGCUCGGCGGGCAGAGGUACCGGUCGGGCCGGCGCAAGUCGGCCGGCAGCAUUCCCCUCUCGCCGCUGGCACGAACCCCUUCUCCCACCCCGCAGCCCACGUCGCCGCAGCGAUCUCCCUCCCCGCUGCUGGGGCAUUCCAUUGGGAACACAAAAAUAGCUCAGAGCUUCCCCAGCAAAAUGCACUCCCCUCCGACUAUUGUGAGGCAUAUUGUCAGGCCCAAGAGCGCCGAGCCACCCAGGUCUCCCCUGUUAAAGAGAGUCCAGUCUGAAGAGAAACUUGCGCCCUCUUACGGCAGUGAUAAGAAACACUUAUGUUCACGGAAACACAGUCUGGAAGUGACUCAGGAGGAAGUGAACAGAGAGAUGUCCCAAAGAGAAGUAAUCCUUCAGAGCUUGGAGGAGAACGUGUGUGAUGUACCGUCCCUCACGCGGGUCAGGCCUGCAGAGCAGGGCUGCUUGAAACGCCCCAUCUCCCGAAAAUUAGGUAGGCAGGAAUCCAUUGAUGAGUUGGACAGAGAGAAACUGAAGGUCAAGAUUGUUAUGAAAAAGCAAGAUUUUGCUGAAAAAUCAAGCAAAAUACAUGAACCUUCCUGUGAGCCAGAAAAUCCCAAUCUCACUACCUUCAGAUUGGAAGAAAGGGACAAAAAGGCAUUUCAGAAGGUUUUAGAAAGAUCAAACCAGUUUGAAACAAAAAUUGUUACUCUGGAGACUCAGUCAGCUGGUGGCAUACUCAAAGACACCCUUCAAAAGAAUGCAAACUUAAGAUCAAAUGACUGUGUUGCUUUAGAUGCACAGAUGUUGUGUCAUGGGUCUCCGCUUAAUGAACUCAGUCACAUUUCUUAUGACUUCAAAAGAAUUUCCCCACCGUGUACACUGCAAGAUGCGCUACCUCAGUCCUCUGACAGAACACUAAAUGGAAAGGGAGAAAAUACAGAUAAAAAUGUAUCAGCAAAAGAAUUUGUCAAAUUUGAAAGAUUAGAUGGUAAGCUUGCAAAUAUUGAUUAUCUUAGGAAGAAAAUGUCCUUUGAAGAAAAAGAUGACAGUGUUUGUCCAGUGCUAAAACCCAAACUGACUUCAAGUGUUCAUGAAUGCUUUCAGCUUAAUACAGUCAGACCCAUAAACAUGCAACAGGAUGGCACUACGGUUGCUGAUGGGAGAGCAUUUCUCAGCAGUGCCCACGCUGCUCAGAUUAGCUCUGUUUCUUUCGUCCCUCUCAAAGCUUUGAAUGUCCGAGUGGAAGCUAAUGUUGAAAAAUCAACCCUUGUUUCCACCGAGUCUCCUGUCAGAAAAAGUCCAUCAGAAUAUAAAUUGGAUGGCAGAUCUGUUUCCUGUUUGAAGCCAAUAGAAGGAACACUGGACAUUGCCUUACUUUCUGGGCCACAGGCUUCAAAGUCUGAAGUGCCUCCGUGUGUACUGCCAGAAGGGCAGAGUACUAGCAGUGAUGGGGCAUCUCCUAAGCUCCCCUUAGCCCAAGGGGGUGCUGAGCAGGUAGAGCUGGACAGUCAGAAAGAGCAGCUGUUAAGCUAUUCAAAGUCUAGCAAAGCCACCGUGCUAGAGCCCCAGUUUCUACAAGCAAGCAGAAGUUCUCAAAAUCCAUCAGCCACCCCUGUCACUGCUCAAGUAGUGACAGAGAAGAAGGUCCCUAGUGGAGCUGCUAAAGGCAACGUUUCUGAAGCUGUCCAAAGGAAAGACACUUUGCCUUCAAAACAAAAGGACAAUUCUGUGGAGGUUAAGUCAUGUGCUAUUCAGAGUCAGAGUCUUAAAACUACCCAGACAUGUUCCAAGCUUUCUACUGUCCAAAGCACUCCUGAAAAAGCUGUAGAAAAAGAGAAGCAAACACAGAAAGAGUUGCCUGCCAGACAGCCAGUAGCCCAGAGAAAUUAUGAACCUGUCCCUGCAAAGGUAGAGGUGGUCAGGGAGUCUUCUCUGAAGGUGUCCGUCUCGAAUGUCCUGACAAGCAGUUAUGCCAAAACCAAUGAAAAAUAUUCUGUUGACUUGGCCAUUCCACCUCAGAUGCAAGGCAAAGUGCAGGCAGCUGGUCCCAAGGCACAGCCUAAGGAUAGCAGAGAUGCACUGAAGGAUGGCAGAGAUGCUCUGAAACAGCCAGGCAAAGAUGAGGUCACCGCUGCAAGUAGCUCUGUAGAGAGGGACAUAAAGCAGAAGAUUUUCAGCGAGUCCAAGAAAGUUAUUGCUGAGUCCAAGAGUGAAACCGUUCCAUCCAAACGGCCUCUGCAAUCUUCAGCAGACUGUGAUCCUAAAAAUGAGAAGCUUGCGCUGUGCCCUUCUAUACUGAAGGACAACUCCAGAGAUUUGGGAAAGAAGGAUCAGAAGCAGCCCAGCGAAAUUCGGCUGCAGGCUCCUGAGAGAGAGCUGGCCAACCACACUCCUCAGCAGCAACUUAAUGCCUCAGGCUCCCCUGCAGUGAAAGAGCCUGCAAGCAGAAACUGUGCUGUGGAUGUUCGUGUGGAGCACGUGAAGCCUGCUGCUGCUGCCACCUGUGUGCUGGAAAGCAGCAGUAAUAAAUUCAGGCCUGUCUCUGAUAAUAGUUCCUCCAAGCCUAAGCACUCAGAUAAACAGACUUUUUCACAAAAAACAUGCACUCCGACUGUAAAAGAAAAAGAUACAAUUAUUCAGGUGUCUGCCAGCUCCCGGAAAGAUGGAAAAGGUGCCAGUAAAAAUGUGCAAGAUACUUCUGUUGUUUCAGGCUCUCUGAGAAAAACGAGCAGUGAACAUGUUCUGGCCGAAAGGCCUCUGGGUUUGGAACCUGGGUCAGUAUCCACCCUUCCAAUGAGUAGCAUCGCUCCUGAAACCAAACCCAGAUCCUGUGCGGGUGGCCUGGCACCAGCAGGCCCAGGGAGUUCUAAGCUAAUGCAAAGGCAGGAACCGGCAGGCUUGGCGGAAUCUGCUGAUCAAAAGCAUCUUCACCUCAGUGAAAAACAGACUGUGUCUCCAAAGUUUCCCACUGUGAAAGACACUCUGCUGCUGAGCAAAGAGGUAGAGAGAAGCCCUAGUAACCAGACGAUCUCGGCAGACAAAAAACCCGAAGGAAAAAUAUGCACUGACGCACUUUAUGUUCAACGUGACAGUGGGAAAGUAGAGCCUUCCCCUUGCCUCACGAGCUGCGAUGCCAGGGGGAAAGGAGCAGAAAAAGUAACCACAAGUAGCAAAAGCUGCCAAGAUGCAAAAGGGAAAGGCCACGUUAAUCAGAAACAGCCAGAGGACGUGAUCAAGCCUGUGGCAAGCAAACAUUCUUCGGCUGCCAUGGGGCAGAGCUCUUGCCGUGCGGCCGCAGCGCCGGGAAAGCCGCCGACUUCUUCAGCCAACCCGCCCGAGUGCAGACAAGAAGCAUCCUCCUCAUCCUCAGCCAAGAGCGAUGCAGCUGCAGCGAAGGCCAAGGCAGCCUCCCCUGAACCUCCUGCAGCCACCUGCAAAGAACUGAGUAAGAAAAGCCCCUCUUCCAUAGCAAGUGGCAAGACAGGAAUGACCAAAAGUAUUUCACUGGUGACCUUGCACAGUGCCACUGUUGCAGUCGAAGCCCACCAGGCUGCUUCAAACCUUGGGGGGAAGCCUGGAAAUCAAGACAGGUCUUUCUCUGUUAGCACUGUGGAUGUAAAGGGAAAAGAUGCUGUGCAGGCUCAGCCUUCUGCUCCAAGAAAACAGACCGUAGGUAAAGAUUUACCCAGGUCAGCAACCACCCCUGAGCGCCCCAACGCACUUUGCAGCGACAAGGACUCGGCGCGGCAGCGGCGAGGAAAGGACGCUCUGCGGAGCAGUCCUCACAAAAAGUCCUCUUGACUCUAGUACCUGCCAGAUGGGACUUCAAGACUGGCUGGAAACAUGGCAGUGUGUUCUGACUACCUUCAAACCAGCACUGUGUGGUGUCCUUGUGCAGCAAAGCUUUCGUGUCACUGAAGCAAGGGGACAGAGGAGUUGUCUUUCAAAAUGCCUUCCCAAAUGUAACCGGUAAAACUGUUACCAUAUAGUGUUUGUAUAAAAAAUAUCUUUACAACUGAGAACUGUUGAAGAAAAAUUUCCUCUGUAAAUACCUGGUGAUGUGUUUGGGGUUUGAAUGUAGCAUAUAUAUACCUUGCUGCUGAUCGCAUUGUUUACUCUCCCCCUUUUUUAAGAUAGUUGCUUUGCCACUUAUUUGCCAUAGUCGAAUAUGGAAACUACUAAAAUUACUCAGACCUGGCAUGGACAUGCUUGUACAAACGUUGGUCUGACUGGAAAACAGAAAUAUGCCACAU
Nothoprocta perdicaria is the source of this 7732-nucleotide messenger RNA. RefSeq names its product microtubule associated serine/threonine kinase family member 4 (gene MAST4). Gene Ontology annotation, biological process: peptidyl-serine phosphorylation; intracellular signal transduction. The transcript has 26 exons. Gene Ontology annotation, molecular function: protein binding; protein serine/threonine kinase activity; ATP binding. Lineage: Eukaryota; Metazoa; Chordata; Aves; Tinamiformes; Tinamidae. The record is from RefSeq and is a predicted model, not a curated record. Bases 6 to 7280 code for a protein of 2424 amino acids.